Molecule: messenger RNA, 4659 nt
Organism: Cladophialophora psammophila CBS 110553
Lineage: Eukaryota; Fungi; Ascomycota; Eurotiomycetes; Chaetothyriales; Herpotrichiellaceae
Product: sulfite reductase (ferredoxin)
Exons: 2
Coding region: 1-4659 (1552 amino acids)
Biological process (GO): amino acid biosynthetic process; sulfate assimilation
Cellular component (GO): sulfite reductase complex (NADPH)
Molecular function (GO): 4 iron, 4 sulfur cluster binding; sulfite reductase (NADPH) activity; heme binding
Source: RefSeq, a predicted model, not a curated record
AUGGGGUCCGUUGCGAGCCCCGCAGAAGCCGUCGCGAGAAUCGCCUACCUCGCCAGCGAUGUCGUUCUCUCCGUCCAGCCAUCGCUGAGCACCGAUUCCGAGUUUUCUUAUCACUUAUCCCGAUUUAUUGCGAAUAAUGCAAAGAAUUUCGUCUCGAAAUCCCUCCCCGAGAUCAUCCCUGUGCGCCAAAAUGCAGACCCUCUGCUUUCUGCGUACACGCCCCUGCAGGCCGGGAAAUUGGUCUCGGCCACGGCUCCCUCCUCUAUUCUAUUGAACUCGGUACCUCAUCUGUAUAAACUCUCCCAAUAUCCGAUCGUCCUACAUGUGGCGCUGGGAACACCUCAGGCAGACUUCUCAGAAAUUAGCUCGAUCAGACAAUGCGGCUUUACUUUCUUGCAGUCGGAGACUCUCCAAGAGGCACAGGAUAUUGCGUUGACAGCUCAUGCCUUGGCUGUGAGAAGUGGUAAAGGUGUCAUUCACUUCUACGAUCCCGGCAAUUCCGCCCAGGACAAUCCAGUCGCGAUCGAAAGUCGCGAGCUGGUCCAAGCACUUCUUGAGACUGGUGUUAAAGCUGCACAUUCGGGUGAAACCGAACAGACGCUCUAUGCCAGCAGUGGAAGAACUGCCACCGUCACGGAUCUUGGUCUGCCCGAAGUUGCUCCUCCGCAAGCCCCCGCAACGACCUCGAGUGAUAUUUUACCUCCUGUUGCCGUUCCAACGUCAACAAAUGGACAUACCGAGAUAUCCUCGGCGACUUCUUUGUCUUCACGACGGCAGAGCUCUUCAGGUAGCACCGCGCCGUCUUCACUCGCGACUACGAUAGAAACACCGGUUUCUCGCGCAGUGAACGCUACUGACAUAUUUAACUAUGUCACUGAGAUCUGGUCUGCAAUCGCUCACAUAACUGGCCGCAGCUAUUCUGCAAUUGAAUACUCAGGUCCGCCGGACGCCGAGGCCGCUCUAUAUAUUUUUGGCUCAACUGGAGUAUUUGUUGACAUCCUCGACUCUGAUGAUGUGCCAGCCGAUCUUUCGGGCCUUGGUAUAAUCACAGCUCGACUUUACCGGCCAUGGCUUGGUAGCGCUGUUCUUCUGGACUCUAUCCCUAAAACAAUCCAGAAGAUUGCGGUGCUAGAGCAGAUAAGAAGGAAAACUACCAAGUGGGGCCCUGCUUUCCUUGAUCUGUUGUCAAGUUUGAACCCUGGUGCCGGUGGGCAAAGUGCAAUCUCUCUAGUCCAGUACAGACUUGGCCAGAUUGAUGCAUCAACAGCACUGCAAGCACUUCGUGGCAUUUUCCAGAAUCUCGCACCUCCAGUUACCCCCCGAAAACACUCCCGUCGUCGCGGUUAUUCUCAGGCCGCGGCGAUCUCGAUCCAGAAUCUUAGUAUUGGCCACGAGGUUGAGCCAACAGUUGAUAGUUUUACCCCUGAACAGCCGGAGGUUGAAAAUGCCUAUCUCAAAAUCCUUGACCAGUUGUUCAGCAACAGACUUUACAUUGCAAAUCUGCUCGACAAGAAGAAUGCAGGUGUCUCCUCCACGAUUGCAGCAUCACCUGAGUAUGGGUUUGGUUCUCUGCUUGCCCGAACCGAACGACGGCAACAAUUUGUCAAGGAGGCGGAAGGGGCUGCCCGCAGCAAUCAAUUUAUCACCGAAUCUCCCAAGCAAUGGCUGUCAAGAUGGGCGUUGAACGCCCAUGACUCCGUGAAAGCGAAUGAAAUUGCUCCGGAGGUGGUUGCACGUCUGUCCACAGAUGGCUCAAGGCUAGCAAACUCACUUCUUGACCAAAAGGCAUUCUUUUUCAAGGAGGCACAGUGGCUGAUCGGUUCCGAUGCUUGGGCGUAUGAUCUAGGCAAUUCUGGAGUUCAUCAUGUUCUCGCCUCAGGCGCCAACGUCAACUUGCUCAUCAUCGAUUCGGAACCCUAUUCAGAACGAGCUGCAGCAGAUUCAAUGAGACGUAAGAAAGACAUUGGUCUCUAUGCCAUGAACUUCGGUAAUGCCUACGUCGCCUCAGUGGCUGUAUACAGCUCUUACACACAAGUCCUGCAAGCAAUGAUCGAGGCUGAAAGAUUUAAUGGGCCAUCGGUCGUUUUGGCUUAUCUUCCUUACCAUAAGGAAAACGAUUCACCAUUGACAGUCCUGCAAGAAACCAAAAAAGCCGUCGAUAUGGGCUAUUGGCCCUUGUACAGGUGGGACCCAUCGAAUGAAGACAAAGGGGAGCCCACAUUCUCACUCGACUCUGAACGCAUUAAACGGGAAUUAGAGGAAUUCUUGCGACGCGACAAUCAGCUGACACAGGUGAUGAAUCGCCAUCCUCACUUUGCCGCCAGCCUUUCGGAAUCGUAUGGUUCUGAAGUGCGCAAGUUGCAGAAACGCAAAGCGAAGGACGCGUAUGAACAGAUGUUAGAAGGCUUGUACGGAGCGCCACUGACGGUUCUAUUUGCUUCUGACAACGGCAAUGCCGAGGGGCUCGCGAAAAGACUGGGCAACCGUGGAAAAGCUCGAGGGUUGAAGACCAUGGUAUUCGCCCUGGACGACUACCCACUUGAGGACCUUCCAAACGAGGAGAACGUGGUGUUCAUAACUAGCACAGCUGGACAAGGUGAAUUCCCACAAAACGGUCGUGCGUUCUGGGAAGGUAUCAAGGACGCUGCGGAUCUUGAUCUUUCCAAUGUCCACUACUCGGUCUUUGCGCUUGGAGAUAGCCACUAUUGGCCACGAAAAGAGGACAAGAUUUUCUACAACAAGCCUGGAAAAGAUCUCGACUCUCGCAUCCAGUUUCUAGGAGGCAAGCUGUUGACAGCUAUUGGUUUAGGCGACGAUCAGGAUCCCGAUGGCUUUCAAACCGCAUACCAAGAUUGGGAACCUACGCUCUGGCGGGCACUCAACGUCGCUAACGUGGAAGGUUUGCCGGAAGAGCCACCGCCGUUGACCAACGAAGACAUCAAGCUGGCGUCCAACUAUCUUCGAGGCACCAUUGCAGAAGGACUCGCCGAUACUUCAACUGGUGCUAUCUCGGCAUCAGAUCAGCAGCUAACCAAAUUCCACGGCACAUAUCAACAAGAUGACCGCGACCUGCGUGAUGAGCGGAAAGCUCAAGGUCUCGAGCCCGCCUAUGCAUUCAUGAUCAGAUGUCGGCUGCCUGGAGGUGUGGCUACUCCCUCUCAAUGGGUUCAUAUGGAUGCAAUUGCUUCGGCUCAUGGCAAUGAAACCAUAAAACUGACCACCAGGCAAACAUUCCAAUUUCACGGCGUCAUCAAAUCGAAGCUAAGACCGGCUAUGCGAGCAAUCAACAAGGCACUCAUGACGACAAUCGCGGCCUGUGGUGAUAUCAACAGAAAUGUCAUGUGCUCGAGUUUGCCGACCAUGUCGGAAUAUCACCAGGAAGUCCACGCCGUUUCAAAGAGGAUAUCCGACCAUCUCUUGCCUUCCACCACCGCCUAUCAUGAAAUUUGGUUGAAGGACGAUACCACCGGUGAGAAGACACAAGUCGCCGGCGACGCCGUUCAAGACUUUGAACCCCUUUACGGCCCGACCUAUCUCCCACGAAAGUUCAAGAUCACGAUUGCCAUCCCUCCCCACAAUGACACCGACGUCUACGCUCACGAUGUCGGUCUGAUCGCAAUCCGGUCAAAGGACAACGGCCACCUAGAGGGCUUUAACAUCCUCGCCGGAGGCGGCAUGGGCGUGACACACAAUGACAAGAAGACUUAUCCUCGACUGGGAUAUAUGAUGGGCUAUGUGCCUGCCGACGUGGCACACUUGGUGUGUGAAAAGAUCAUGCUCGUGCAACGUGACAACGGCGACCGGAAGAACCGCAAGCACGCACGGCUCAAGUACACCAUGGACGACAUGGGCAACGAGGUCUUCAAGUCGAAAGUCCAAGACCUCCUCACGCCUCUGGGGAUCACCUUCGAGACACCGCGGCCCUAUAAGUUCGAUUCAAACAUUGACACAUUCGGCUGGCUGCGCGACGAAAAGGGCAUGAACCACUUUACGUUCUUUAUCGAGAACGGCCGCGUCGAGGACACGGCCGAUUUCCCCAUGCGCACGGGCCUGAGAGAAAUCGCCAAGAUCCACCAGGGCGAAUUCCGCCUGACGGGCAACCAACACCUGAUCCUGUCCAACGUGACCGAUGAGGCCAAACCGGCCAUCGUCGAGUUGAUGAAGAAGUACAAGCUGGACAACACGCAGUUCACGGGCAUGCGGCUGUCCAGCUCCGCGUGCGUGGCCUUCCCGACCUGCGGGCUCGCCAUGGCCGAGUCGGAGCGCUACCUGCCGACGCUGAUCAGCAAGCUGGAGGGGUGCCUGGAGGAGAACGGCCUCUCGCAGGACUCGAUCGUGAUGCGCAUGACGGGCUGUCCGAACGGCUGCGCGCGGCCCUGGGUCGCCGAGGCGGCCUUCGUCGGCAAGGCCUACGGCGCCUACAACAUGUACCUGGGCGGCGGGUACCACGGCCAGCGGCUCAACAAGCUGUACCGCAGCAGCAUCAAGGAGGACGAGAUCUUGGAGAUCAUGCAGGGCCUGCUGGGCCGGUACGCCAAGGAGCGCAACGCCGGCGAGAGGUUCGGCGACUGGACGAUCCGCGCCGGCGUCAUCCACGAGACCACCGAGGGCAAGAACUUCCACGAGAACACGGCCGAGGAGGAGAGCGAUGCCGAGUAA